UUAGUAGUGAAAUAUUGUGUGCCUGUAUGUUUUAAUAUUGCAUCAAAAUCAAAGUCCAAGGUCCAAUGGAUAACACUGAAUACCAUUUCUAAUCGCAUACACGCACAACACAUUCAUUCGCAUUCAGUUACAGUUACAGCUACAAUUAUGUGCUCCAAGGAACAUUAUAUGAAGUUCCUUUGGCCCUAUCUGCUGCCCGAGAAACCGAUCAAGCAAUCGCUGAUCGGUAAAUCUUGUAAUAGCGAUACUGGCAUCUGGUUCCAUGAUGUCAACAAAUGUCUCCUGCUCACCUUUUAUAAUAAUCGCGAGGCACAAGCCGAAAUCAAGAUUCUAAAUUUGUUGAUGCAUCGCAGUCCGCGUGAAACUGGAGGCAUUGAGACAUUUACGUAUCCACGAAAAGAGCCUACUGAUGCUGAGAUUGUAUUUGGCAAUUGCGAUUGCGAAAAGCUGUUUUGCAAUCGACGACCAUUCAAAACCGGCUGGGAUAAAUCUCGCAUCGAUUGGCUGUGGGAUUUGGAGCACUUAGAAACACAGCAUCAAUUGCAUUAUAUUUUACGAGAGGACGACGGCCGCAAGAGGUUUUCAAAAAGAACAUCAUAUAUCCAACUGCUGAGACCUGUAGUGCAAGUGCAACCAAAGAAAAUCGGAUGCUGGAGUUGGUUACGACAUAGUUGUGGCUAUGUCUCUGAUAGCGAAAGCAUAGAUGUUGACAAGAGCGCAAUAAGUUUAUGAUUUGUGAUUUUGAGUAUUUGAACACUUUUCGAAAAAAAAACCACUUAAAUAGAACUUCCUGUCUCAGCAGCA
Drosophila innubila is the source of this 804-nucleotide messenger RNA. RefSeq lists its product as uncharacterized. The transcript is spliced from 2 exons. The record is from RefSeq and is a predicted model, not a curated record. Lineage: Eukaryota; Metazoa; Arthropoda; Insecta; Diptera; Drosophilidae. The coding region runs from base 148 to 732 and encodes 194 amino acids.